AUGUACUAUACACGCGCGUUCGGUCCCAUACCCCACCUCAACUGCUCUAUGCCAAUUUCACAAAACAUUACAGCAGCCCCGGCUCAGCCCACCCCAGGUGCAGUGGUAGUUGGCCUGGGUGAAAUGGACGAUAAGGAACGAGCGGCUAUCUUAGCCGAGUUUGAGAGGAAGCGCAGGUUACGUACGCUCGCUGUACCCACAGAUGACCUGAUGGUCCGAAAGGCGUUGCGUGAGAUGGAGGAGCCCAUCACCUUGUUUGGCGAAGACAAAGGACUGAGGCGUGAGCGUCUCAAGAAAUGCACGCUUAAGAAACUCGAAGUGGAAGCAGAGGCUGCACUCAAAGCACCGAAAAAAAAGAAAGAAGAAGUAGUGGUGGAGGAGAAGAAACCCGAGGUGUGGUAUCACGAGGGACCACCUGAAUUAUUAGCUACCAGACUGUACAUAGCAAAGUAUUCAAUUCCCAG
This is a messenger RNA of Sphaeroforma arctica JP610, 464 nucleotides long. RefSeq lists its product as hypothetical. The record is from RefSeq and is a predicted model, not a curated record. The transcript has 2 exons. Gene Ontology annotation, molecular function: U4 snRNA binding; U6 snRNA binding. Gene Ontology annotation, biological process: mRNA splicing, via spliceosome. The annotation marks the transcript as partial. NCBI's taxonomy places the organism in Eukaryota, Ichthyosporea, Ichthyophonida. Gene Ontology annotation, cellular component: U4/U6 x U5 tri-snRNP complex.